AUGGACAGCGUGCAGCUGCAGGACUUCGCGGCGGGCUGGGUGGGCGGAGCUGCCAGCGUUGUUGUUGGUCACCCCCUGGACACCAUCAAGACUCGUUUGCAAGCUGGGCAAGGCUAUGGAAAUACACUCAAUUGUGUUCUCACUGUGUACAGAAAUGAGUCUGUGGUUGGCUUCUUCAAAGGCAUGUCCUUCCCCCUGGCCAGCAUGGCUGUCUACAGCUCCGUGGUGUUCGGUGUCUUCAGCAACACGCAGCGGCUCCUCAGCCAGCUCCGGCACGGAGACCCAGAUAGCACACCAGUGCUCGCCGACGUGGCUCUGGCCAGCAUGGUGGCUGGGUUCAUCUCUGUGGGCAUUGGCACUCCUGUGGACCUGGUAAAGAUAAGGCUCCAGAUGCAAACGCAGCCAUACAUCCAAGCAAACAUUAAACUAAAGUCCACAGUUCCUGGAUUUCCUGUGUACCGAGGUCCAAUUCACUGCAUCAGGACAGUCCUACAGAAAGAGGGGAUAGCAGGAAUAUAUCGAGGCGCAGGAGCAAUGCUUUUGAGGGAUGUUCCUGGGUACUGCCUCUAUUUCAUCCCUUACACAAUCUUCUGUGGCUGGAUUACCCCUGAUGGAUGCAUUUCCCCUAAUCCCUCCUCCAUCUGGCUGGCAGGGGGAGUAGCAGGAGCCAUUUCCUGGGGGACUGCUACUCCAAUGGACGUUGUGAAAAGUCGGCUUCAGGCUGAUGGAGUUUAUUUGAGCAAGUACAAAGGGACCCUUGACUGUAUCUUGCAGAGCUACCAGAACGAAGGCUUAAAAUGUUGCCGGGAAGACCUGGAAGCCUCCUACUGCCCUGAGCCAAACCAGCAGUGUGGUGUUGGAGAGGGAUCAGCUGCUCUGACUGAAGACUCUCAUCCUGCACCUACAGCAUCUGCUUUCUCUUCUGCCAUGGACUUAGUCCCUGGAGGAUACUGAAAACUGCACCAGCUCCAUCAAACCCAAAGAGUGUUUUCUUAUCAAAUCUUUCUCUCUGUUGUCUCGGAGCACCUUAAUAAUCCCCAUGGUGGUGUUGGGCUUUAUCACCAAUGACAUUUUCCUAUUGAGCCAAUUACAACAACUUGCUUCCCUUACCCACGAGUGAGAUAUACCCAAACCAACCCACCAACAUCAACCAAGGAGCAUCUUUUGUAUGACAUUGUAUAUAAUGCUCCUCUUUGUGAGCAAGGAAAGGAGGAGGUGAGGUGGGUGUGCAGGGCCCUUUGGUCCAGGAAGGGCUGGAUACACACCAAAUCCUGGCUUGCUUUCAGGAUCAAAGGAAUGGAUGACUCUACCCAUAUGAAUGGAUACUUGUUGUUUCCAUCACAGAACUCUCCACUUUGGCACAAUUUAACACAUUAUCAUGGAAAAAAUGUGAAGGGCUUCAACAACCUGUUUGUUUUCUAAGGUAUAAAUUGAAUUGGGAAAAGGGAGGAUGUUCAGUUAGAGGCUCAGCUGCUCUUUUUCUUCAGAAAACAAUAAACCAAGUCAUACAGAUGGCUGGCUAUUACUUUACCUAAUUCACCUUGUGUAGCCCUCCAGGGACCUGCUAGAGGUUACUUGUUAGACCUGAUCUCCCUAACACAAGAGUCCAACUUGCCAACCUCCAAACCCUGCAGACAUCCCUUUGCAGCACCAAAGGAGGUCUCUGAGGGAUGCAGAGCUUAUCCCAAACUGUU
Molecule: messenger RNA, 1694 nt
Organism: Melopsittacus undulatus (budgerigar)
Lineage: Eukaryota; Metazoa; Chordata; Aves; Psittaciformes; Psittaculidae
Gene: SLC25A48
Product: solute carrier family 25 member 48
Exons: 7
Coding region: 1-954 (317 amino acids)
Biological process (GO): transmembrane transport
Cellular component (GO): mitochondrion
Molecular function (GO): transmembrane transporter activity
Source: RefSeq, a predicted model, not a curated record